AUGGCCGGAGAUAUCAGCCGGACACUCCCCAAACUCAAAUCCAGCUCGAAGAACUCGUCUAUCGCGGCGGAAAAGGUCACCGGAGACAAUAUCGCCCACGGGAACUGGAAGGCUGGCAGGGGAAUGGAAUGGAUCGAUCUUGCAUACGGUCAGACAACGGACCUGGUAAUCGGGUCUGCACUAUGCCCCAAAGUAAAACAUUUCAAAGACUUCAAUGGCGAGAAACUCUCAAACUACUGUGUAGGGAGUGAUUUGGGGGUUCGUUGGGAGGGGCCGAAGGAUGUCCAGCUUAUCCACUCCACGUCUGUUUUGAGCGGCGUGCAGAGCGAGCCGAAUGGUGCAAGUGGGAAAUUCGAUACAUGAUGAGGGGUCGCGGGGUUUGAUCGGGAUUUUUAUGGACUUGCAUCAUCGGAUCGAGUGAUCUUGUCUAUCGUCAUGGGUUAUAGAGAUUA
Molecule: messenger RNA, 452 nt
Organism: Aspergillus melleus
Lineage: Eukaryota; Fungi; Ascomycota; Eurotiomycetes; Eurotiales; Aspergillaceae
Exons: 1
Coding region: 1-363 (120 amino acids)
Source: RefSeq, a predicted model, not a curated record